UAAGAGUAAUCUAUUUAGUCAUGAAAUUCACCUCUCUUUUCCCUUCUUUUUCCUCAAUCCUGCACUUGCUAAACAUCAACCUCUAAUCUGCGAAAAAAAUAAGCUCCUUAAUCUUUCGCUGUUUGGUCUUUUGUUUAGUUGUGCACAGCUUUCUUAAAGUUUUAGGAAAGCAGAUUCUUUCCUUAUUGACUAGGGUUUUCAGAGAGGGAGAGGGAGAGGGGGAGAGAGGCCAUUGGUUAGCUAGGUUUUCAAAAAUUUCUUCUAAUCUACCAAUUUAUUCUACCCACAGUGCUUGUGAUUUUGAGAGAGAGUUUCCUGAACCUUGUCGACAAGUUUUGUGUUUGUCUGUGCUGCCUUUUUCUUUAUUGAUUUAAAGGAAUUUCUCAGUAAAAUUUAGUUGAUUUAACUACCUACAUAAGCACAUUGAUCCUAACGACCUCUUUAAAUUACUGAUACUCUUCAUUAUACAUUUAAUAUCAGUUAUUUAAUUAUGUCCACCGAGAGGCGUUAUUUUUCGAGCAGUGUGACACAAACUCACCCAAGAGAUCCAAGAACAGGACCUGGAGUCAAAAUCCCAAGGGGUGCAGACACAAGAAUCAGUUUCAGAUUCUGCAAGGUAUUUGGACGCAGCUGGAUUGAUGCUCCAGACGCCACGGUUUUUGAUGCUCCAAAGUUUGAAGCUAAAAGAGUAAUUACAGUUCUUCUUUCUGCUGUCAGAAAAUCAUCCAAAAGGCGUUAUUACACCAAGAUCAUAGUUGAGAAUCUUUCGAGCAUUGGUGUCCCAUUACAUGAGCAGGACACAAUUAUUGAAAGUGUAUUUACUCUUGCUGAAGUGGCUAUCCCUGGUAUGCCUAUUCUUGUACGGGUUGGGGAGGUGACUGUCUGCCUCUUAGACAGUGCAAGUAAUCUUGGCAUAGGGGAUGUGACCUGCCCCUUAUGGUGCAAUGGACGAUAUGUUGAUGAUCGUCAAGGUAUGUAUCAAAGGCUUGAAAUGGAAGCCAUGUAUUCAGAUGUCCCCAAGCUUAUUCCUGCAACUGAAUCAUCCAUUGAGGGUUUGGAGAAAGUGAGACUUGAUAAUUUGGAAGAUGCUGUUAGACAGAUGCCAUGUACUAUUUGUAUGGAGGGCCUUGAUCACUUUGAUGCUGCAGAAGAAGGGACUGAUCAUCAGCAUAUGAUUGCUUGCUUGCCCUGCUCACAUACUUAUCAUGGAGAUUGCAUUGUCCAGUGGCUCAAGACGAAUUAUGUGUGUCCCUUAUGCCGAUCCCCAAUUGUGGAAGAGGGUGAGCCAUCGAAGGCCCCAUUGAGGCUGCAUUGGCCUAUGCUCAUGAUGUCUGCGGUUGGUAUGCUGACUGCUACGCUCACUCCCAGAUUGUUGAACCGGAGCUAAAGAUGAAAAUAUCAGCAUCUCGUGUAGAUCUUGUGUCAUUGACCAUGUACUUGGCGGUUUAGUUUCUUCAAAGCAUUUGGAUUUUCAAGAGUAGAUGCAAACAGAGUUAGCUUUUAUAUAUAUGUAUGCAUUGUUGGUAUAUGUUCUUUUAUUACAACUCUCUCUCUAUUUUCUAGUACUGUGGAUUUGUGGAUCAAGUAAAAUUGAUCUGAAUAACGUAGUAGUUUUACUUUGUCAAAAGCAUGAGAUUACUUACCUUGGCCAAUCAUAGGGGGAUUUCUUCUGUUUGUUAAGUGCUUCAGUUACUACUAACAGUUUCUUUUGCUGCCACGAGGUCCUCUUGUCUUUACUCUUUCCUUUGCACUUGUUGGCUUGGAUGUUGGUACUUGGUUUACUACUGAAAUUUGCACUUGUACAUGUAUGAUCACACCUCUAGUUUUUUCCAGGAGCUAUGUGAUGCUUGCAAUUGCAGGGCUUUCCCCCUCUAUAUUGAAGUGUAGUCCUGUGGCUUUGAAUUGCAAUGAGCGUGGUCUUGGUCUUGCAAACGGAGCUCCAGAACUAUAUGGAAGCAGGCUACAAAAAGUUUGUGAAAGCUAUGUUGCUCAGCUGCAACUGUGCCAGGUCAAGGAGAUGGUGCUACCCCUUUUGCGUGAAUCAGAGCUGGCACUUACCAAUGAUGUUAUUGAAUCAAUCGUUGACAAGACAAUGAUGGAGGCAGCUUUAAAAGGAGAUGGAAAAAUUGAUCAAGAAGAGUGGAAGGAAUAUGUGGCAAAACAUCCAUAAAGAAUAUGACUCUUCCAUAUCUACAGGACAUAACAAUAGCAUUUCCCAGCUUUGUGCUCAACACCGAAGUUCAAGAUUAGAUAUGGUUGCAUGGUAAAGAUACCAGAGUACCAGACUGUAGCAAAACCUUUUCUCCGUGGAUGUCUCAACACAUCUAGUAAUGAGGCUCCAUGUCCGAGGCAGCAGUACUGGUACCGGUUGAUUGAGAGGCAUCAGCCACAAAUAUAUAUAUAUGGCAAUGGCUCCGGGUGGAUCAUAAUGAAUCCUCCAUCGGUCUCAGCCUCAGGCACAACAUCAACCCACGCCUGAGUACGGUACAAAGAAAUUAGACGCAUGCACAUUUAUUAACACGAUUUGAAGGAAGAAACAAUUGAAUCAACUGCAUGGAUUUGUAACUGAAAUUAAUAAACUUGUGCUAUUCAUACUAAUUAAGUUAACAGAUAGUAGUGCGUAAAUUAGAUGAGGUUACUUCAUCUAAAUGAACGGAUUUAACAAAAACCUGACAAAGUUAGUACAUCUAUGAAGUAUGAAGUUAUCAAGCAA
This is a messenger RNA of Rosa chinensis, 2713 nucleotides long. Its product is annotated as calcineurin B-like protein 1. The transcript is spliced from 5 exons. Gene Ontology annotation, molecular function: calcium ion binding; kinase binding. The record is from RefSeq and is a predicted model, not a curated record. Lineage: Eukaryota; Viridiplantae; Streptophyta; Magnoliopsida; Rosales; Rosaceae. Gene Ontology annotation, biological process: calcium-mediated signaling. Bases 1808 to 2170 code for a protein of 120 amino acids.